Messenger RNA from Papaver somniferum (opium poppy), 831 nucleotides. RefSeq names its product major latex protein 15. Lineage: Eukaryota; Viridiplantae; Streptophyta; Magnoliopsida; Ranunculales; Papaveraceae. Gene Ontology annotation, biological process: defense response. The record is from RefSeq and is a predicted model, not a curated record. Bases 79 to 558 code for a protein of 159 amino acids. The transcript is spliced from 2 exons.
AGCUAAUAUCAAUUUCCUCACAAAUUCACAAUCAUCCUAAUAUUUAGUUAAGGAAAGAACCAGUAUCAACCAUCAUCAAUGGCCCAUCAACAUACAAUUUCAGGUCUUGUGGGGAAACUUAUUACUGAAUCGGAGGUUAACUGCAAUGCCGACAAGUAUUACCAAAUAUUUAAGCACCAUGAAGACCUUCCAAGCGCAAUCCCUCAUAUUUACACUAGCGUCAAAGCUGUCGAGGGACAUGGAACUACUUCUGGAUGUGUCAAGGAGUGGUGCUAUAUUCUUGAGGGGAAACCACUUACAGUUAAGGAGAAAACAACGUACAAUGAUGAAACAAGAACGAUAAAUCAUAAUGGAAUAGAAGGAGGCAUGAUGACUGAUUACAAGAAGUUCGUUGCAACACUUGUAGUUAAGCCAAAAGCUAAUGGGCAAGGAAGCAUCGUGACAUGGAUAGUGGAUUAUGAGAAGAUUAAUGAGGAUUCUCCAGUUCCUUUCGACUAUCUAGCUUUCUUCCAACAAAACAUCGAAGACUUGAACUCUCACCUCUGCGCUUCUGAUUAAAUUAUCAAUGGGUAUGUCCAUAUGCAACGAUGAAGAUCAGUGUUCUCUGUAUGAUAAUAAAGUCUAUAUGUGGAGUUUCCACUAGACCUACUAUCUAUAUAAUAAAGGCGUGGGUACUUGAACGUAUGUGUGGUUUGUUUCAUUUCUUUCCACUGUCGAGUGUUAUUGUUCUACUUCCUGUAAUUUCUAGAAAUAAUCAUACAUGGCAUAAGAUCAUGGAUCAAGUAUGUGUGUAUUGUGUUGAUCAAAAUAAUUACAUCAUGUGUUAUCUAA